AUGUUUCUCACAGCUUGGACGCGCGCCAGUGCAUUGCACUUCCAGGCGUUCCUGGUUGAUGGACUGGUGAGGUGGAAUGAGGACCGCGCAGCAGCAGCUGCACCCCCGGUUGCAGCUGAGGAAAGGGUGGGACCUCUGCACUCCUACAGUGGCCACCUCAAGCACGUCCUUAACCUGAAGAGCCAACGGGUGCUUGGCCUUCCUAUGGUUAAGGACUACACCAAGCCUGCUGAGUACACAGGGAAGCUCAUAGGAGUUGAGUACCUGUACCAGCAGACUGGCAGAGUGCUUGAGGUUGUCAGCUUGGACCCUGACACUCCGGACGAGGCUGCUGCUAUCGAGUCCCUCGGGGAGGACGAGGAUGAGGGUAUCGGGGAGGAGGUUGAGGACCCAACUCUCUUCGAGCCCGAUGCCCUCUCCGGCAACACAGUGGCAGCAGCUCGGUCAGGGGAUCCAGCUGACGCACCCCCGUCUGAGCCAUCCGGUACCGCCGCCCCUCACCACCAUGCCUCUUCCAAGGCCCCAGAAGGUCCUGCUUCCAAACAGUCCUCCUCAGAGUCUGAGGAGGAGAUGCAGGGUCCUGAUGGCCAGCCAGGAUACCAGCAUGUCCUGAGGCUGGCCCAGGCCCUGCUGGAAGCACGGAGCCUUCUGGGGCUGUCAGACCGGAGGGUAGACAGGCUCAUUGUGCUCUGGUAUCAAUUGCCAGAGCACGACAAGAGGAGAGUGGUCUACCCUCCCAGAUACCGGGAGAGGCAGCCUAAGGGGCGGUUUAAGGCUGCGAAGGGGACAAACACCUCCUGUCCUGGAAAGGAGAGUCUCCAACGCAGCCUUCUCGGACCGAACUCGGGCCCUGCAAACUGGCCCAGUGCCAGUCGCCUGGUAGAGGCCAUUUGCAGCCAGCUCUGCCAGCUCCACCCCAAAGGCACGCGGUCCGGGGGAUCCGUCGGGACAGGUGGGCCCUGGUCCUCUCGGACUACGUGGCCAUCAGAGCGGCAGUGCUGGCCAGCCUGAGGCUGAUGGCUCAGACGGACAUCCAGCUCUUUGAGCUAAACCAGAGGACCCUCUCCCAGUGGUUCUCUCGGCGCCAGAAAGAGGAGGAGAAGGCUGUGCUGCUGCAGGCAAGUGGCGUCAUGCCUGUGGCAGCACUGGCUGGAGAGCCCCUCCCUC
Messenger RNA from Etheostoma spectabile (orangethroat darter), 1167 nucleotides. RefSeq lists its product as uncharacterized. The record is from RefSeq and is a predicted model, not a curated record. Lineage: Eukaryota; Metazoa; Chordata; Actinopteri; Perciformes; Percidae. The transcript is spliced from 6 exons. The coding region runs from base 1 to 1011 and encodes 336 amino acids.